AUGGCCCAGCAUCGACGGCGUCGUCUGAAGAGACUUGGAAGGGGAGCACACUCAACUUACGCGGGAGUGUACGUACGCCGUUCUUGGCGAGGCCGGGUUUCCCGAGUAGAUGUCGUUCAGGGCUGCACCAGCGGAAUCUCGACCCCCUGGUACGGCCUAUUUCGAAGACUCCUGGGCGAAGCCUCCGCCAAGACGGUUACGUAA
This is a messenger RNA of Penicillium alfredii, 204 nucleotides long. RefSeq lists its product as uncharacterized. The coding region runs from base 1 to 204 and encodes 67 amino acids. The transcript has 2 exons. The record is from RefSeq and is a predicted model, not a curated record. Lineage: Eukaryota; Fungi; Ascomycota; Eurotiomycetes; Eurotiales; Aspergillaceae.